CAGCACUGAUCUCACACACACACAAAAAACACACUAAAAAGUGGCUUACUGACAAAGAAAGAAACCGACGGCCUGGACCGUGUUGUGAGUACGACGCCCCGGCUCUCUUGACCCUGUUGUUGUGGACUUAGACUUGCUUCAGUGCUGGAUUAUACUGCCUGUUAGACACCAGAGCAUAAAAAGGGAUUAUUCAAAUGUUUCCUAUCGGACUAUAAGGGUUUAGUUUGGGAAAUCAUUUAGGAUAGGGUUUUUUUUGACAAGAGGCGACAAAUUCAAGGGAGGCUCAUUUAAAAUACUGUUCUAGAGGACAAUUCUAUACUUGAAAGGCACUUUCCAAGACUACAGUCAAUAGAGCGACGCCUCAGGUUCAGCAACACAAUCAAACACACAAAAGCGGCGUCACCAUGGCCACGGCCAGCUCAGAAGACGAAAAGUCUCAGCGUCCCUCCUUUGGGGACCACCGCCUGGUCAACAAAGCUCUCAGAAGGCUGGAAAAGCUCCACAAGUUGUGCGGCGACCCGCGUUUGGGUCUCAAGUCCAGCCCGCCCUUUCUUCUCGAGCUGGUUCCGGAUACCGCGUCUCAGCUCAGACGGGUCUGGGAGCCCUACCGAGGCAUCGGGGCAGUAAUGGGCCGAGCCGCCGGCGGGGAGGAGGGCAUGUACUUGAGGCUCCACGUGAGGAACCUGCUGGAUAAGACGGACCGGGCCUUGCUGCUAUUCAAAGAAGGGAGGGAAAAGAUGUUUGACGAGACGUCCAGAUGUAGGAGGAACUUGACCAAGAUGUCCUUGCUCUUCAGUCACAUGCUGUGGGAACUCAAGGCCCUUUUUCCUGGGGAACGUUACCACGGCGACACCUACACGGUCAUGCAGAAGGAAGCAAGGAGGUUUUGGAGGAUGACUUUUGCCAACAAGUGCGUCGUGCGCUGGAGGGGCUUUGCAGAGCAGCUGAGGAGAGUGCACCCCUUUGAGGAGGGGAUGGAGUCCAUGGCGCUGAAGUCCACCAUCGAUCUCACCUGCAACGACCACAUCUCUGUCUUUGAAUUUGACAUCUUCACCAGGCUUUUUCAGCCCUGGAGCUCCCUCCUGAGGAACUGGAACCAGCUAGCAGUGAGCCACCCGGGCUACAUGGCCUUCCUCACCUACGAGCAGGCAGUGGCUCGCCUGCAACACUCCCUGCACAGGCCUGGAAGCUACAUCUUCCGUCUGAGCUGCACCCACAUGGGCCAGUGGGCCGUAGGACACGUGACCAGCGAAGGCACCAUCGUGCAAACCAUCCCGGACAACAUGCCCCUCAUCCAAGCCCUCCUUCGUGGCCUCAAUGACGGCCGCUACUUGUAUCCCGACGGUCGAGAAGGGAACCCUGACCUCACCACCCUGCCUGAGAAAGGCCAAAAGCGGAAAGUCCAGGUCACACAAGAGCAGUACGACCUCUACUGCGAGGUGGGCGCCUCCUUCCAGAUGUGCAAGAUCUGUGCAGUGAAGGACAAGGACACUCGCCUCCAGCCUUGUGGUCACCUGCUGUGCCGGAGCUGCCUGGCCAGCUGGCUGCAGAAGUCGGCGGGCCACACGUGUCCGUACUGCCGCUGCGACAUCAGAGGCACCGAGACGGUCGACAUCGAGCCUUAUCUACCUGAACACAAGGAGGAGGAGGAGGAGGAAGAAGAGGAGGAGGAGGAGGACGACCAUGAGGACGUGGAGUUGUUGAUACAGCAAAUGGCUGCAAUGAGGAAGGUGGCAGGGGGCGGAGUCACUCAUCAGUGACGGCGUCUCUCGGCGACUGGGGACGCCCACGCCGCCUUCCUCAUCUGCAUGUCCCGAGGGAAGGGAGUCUGAUCCUGACUAAACAAACAGGAAAGACAUGGAGGGGUCGAGUGUUACUGUAAUAGAGCUGAUAAAACACAAAUAAUGUAUAUACUCUGUAAACUAUUCCAAUUGUGAAUAAAAAAUGCAUUUGUUUUUC
Messenger RNA from Nerophis ophidion (straightnose pipefish), 1959 nucleotides. RefSeq names its product Cbl proto-oncogene C, E3 ubiquitin protein ligase (gene cblc). The transcript has 11 exons. Lineage: Eukaryota; Metazoa; Chordata; Actinopteri; Syngnathiformes; Syngnathidae. Gene Ontology annotation, cellular component: membrane raft; plasma membrane. Gene Ontology annotation, biological process: negative regulation of epidermal growth factor-activated receptor activity; cell surface receptor signaling pathway. The coding region runs from base 405 to 1760 and encodes 451 amino acids. Gene Ontology annotation, molecular function: receptor tyrosine kinase binding; SH3 domain binding; ubiquitin protein ligase activity. The record is from RefSeq and is a predicted model, not a curated record.